AUGAAACGCAAGAAGGAACAUGAGAAGGACAAGUUCCCUCUUGAACAUGUUCCGGUGAAGUUUCUGAAGAAGCCACACCAAAAGAAAUUCCUCCGUAGGUUGGAACGCAAAGAGGAGAACCAUGGAGCGACGAGAGGCCAAAUGUGGUCUUCCAUCAUCCGAACCCAAGGCUUUAUCGAUUCUUACUACGCUAUGUCCUCUGCGACGCGACCUCGGUUUAUAGUCGCUUUAAGCAGCAGUUCAUACGUCAAGGAUCAUGCCAAGCGUCUGUUCAUCUUCUCGGGAGAGGAAUGCUCGUCUUCUUCUUCUUACGUUUCUGCCAAUCUCGACAUGACAAUACCUUCCUUGAGAUUGGCCCACGGCUACACGUGUCCUUCCGUCCAUGGCUUUGUCAGUUGUUGUCAUGGUUUACAGUUCACUAUAUCAUUGAUCCCCGUGGCUUGUGAAUAUGGUUACGAUGGUUUUAUAAUAAUAAGACUUGGAGGAGGAGGAGGAGGAGGAGCUCAAUCUCGCAGUGCGGUAACCUCCCCGCCUUAUCGGCCUCUAAGCAAGGGACUAUGCAUCGAUGGUUUCUUGUAUUAUGGCGCAGUGACUCAAAGCGAAACUCCGGUGAUUAUGUGUUUUGAUGUUAGGAAUGAGAAUAUCAGUUUUAUCACAACCCCUAAGGAUGUCCUGCAUUUGGAUAGAAAUUCAGUAUUGAUAGAAUACAAAGGGAAGUUAGCUGCCAUUGUAGGACACUGCCUUCCUUUUAACUUCCGCGGUUUUGAUUUGUGGAUACUAGAGGAUGUCAAGAAACAUGAAUGGUCUAAGCAAACAUUUGAGCUUCCUUACUGUUUGCUGGAUAUGACUUCCCCGGGCACUAACAAGGCUGGUGAAAUCAUUUUUGCUCCAUUAAAACUGUCACUUGAUAAUCUCCGACCUUUCUUCUACAUUGUCGUCUACAAUGUAGCAAGAAAAGACGUCAGACGAGUUCGUAUCCAGGGUUUUGCAGACGAUGAAGGUUUUAGGCGUCAUUAUGGGCUCGUAGGCUUUUGUAAUGUCUCAGUCUCACCCCAACACGUUCAGAGUAUUGCAUCUUUAUAA
This is a messenger RNA of Microthlaspi erraticum, 1083 nucleotides long. Lineage: Eukaryota; Viridiplantae; Streptophyta; Magnoliopsida; Brassicales; Brassicaceae. The record is from the annotation of a GenBank genome assembly.